This is a messenger RNA of Xenopus laevis (African clawed frog), 4152 nucleotides long. RefSeq names its product G protein-coupled receptor, class C, group 5, member B S homeolog (gene gprc5b.S). The record is from RefSeq and is a predicted model, not a curated record. Gene Ontology annotation, cellular component: extracellular exosome; plasma membrane; membrane. Gene Ontology annotation, biological process: G protein-coupled receptor signaling pathway. Lineage: Eukaryota; Metazoa; Chordata; Amphibia; Anura; Pipidae. Gene Ontology annotation, molecular function: protein kinase activator activity; protein kinase binding; G protein-coupled receptor activity. Bases 389 to 1600 code for a protein of 403 amino acids. The transcript is spliced from 5 exons.
CCUGAGUGCUGGGGGGCGGCGCUAGAGGCAGCAGUGGUACUGCAGUGAAGUGUUUAGGUGUCAGCGUUUAUCGGGGCUUGUGAGCUUUCCCAGGGUGAGGGUCGCGGGAAAUCCAAACAGCCCCCUUAUUGGAUUGGAGGCAAAGUGGGAAGUAAUUGUACAUCAGCCAGAGAGGAGAGUAACUGCAGCCCCGUGAGAUCUCUGCUCUGGAGUCCCAGCUACUGCAGAUAUGUGACUUAUUGAACCUCACACCGACACCCCCCUGUGGAGCCCCCUGCGAUCUGCAGCUCAAUGUUGUCCACAAAGAGUCUACAAUGGAGAAGUGGCCCUUAGAAUAAGCAAAGGCCAAGGUGUUAGACACUGUCGAGAGCAGAGACAAGACUUGGAAAUGGAAACACAGAGUGAUCCUUUUAGCUUUGAUCCACUGCUGAGAAAAAUGAAAACUCAUCCAGCUGCCAUCCUACUUCUCUUCUUUGUGAUUGGCUAUGGCUCUUCUGAAAACUCUACCACUUCAAGAGGUUGCGGGCUGGAUAUCUUCCCCCGCUAUGUGUACCUUUGUGAUCUGGAUGCCAUCUGGGGGAUAGUUGUUGAAGCUGUGGCUGGAGCAGGUGUGCUGACAACCUUGUUGCUGAUGUUGAUUUUACUGGUGAGACUUCCCUUCAUCACUGAAAAAGAGAAGAAAAGUCCACUUGGAAUACAUUUCCUUUUUCUUCUUGGAACGCUUGGACUUUUUGGCUUAGCUUUUGCCUUUAUUAUACAGGAGGAUGAAGCGAUCUGCUGCACCCGGAGGUUUUUAUGGGGAGUCCUUUUUGCUCUGUGUUUCUCUUGCUUGCUUGCUCAAGGUUGGAGGAUCCGCAGGCUUGUCCGCCAUGGGAAAAGUCCCUCUGGGUGGCAUAUGGUUGGGAUGGUUAUAUGUCUAAUGCUGGUACAGGUCAUCAUCGCAGUAGAGUGGAUUAUCCUUACAGUUGUCCGAGACAGGAAGCCAUCUUGCAGUUAUGAGCCAAUGGAUUUCGUAAUGGUUUUGAUUUAUGUUAUGGUUCUGAUGGUGGCCAUGUUGGGCCUUUCCUUUUUUACUCUCUGCGGGAAAUUUCAGAAGUGGAAAAAAAAUGGAAUAUGCCUUAUUAUUACAACAGUUUUUUCUGUUUUAAUCUGGGUAGCUUGGAUGACCAUGUACUUGUACGGUAACAAGGAACUCAAGAGAAGCAAUCAGUGGAAUGAUCCCACAUUGGCCAUUGCACUAAUAUCUAGCGGUUGGGUGUUUCUCAUUUUCCAUGCCAUCAUUGAGGUCCACUGCACCAUUCUCCCAGCCCCACAAGAAAAUACGACAAAUUAUUUUGAUACCUCUCAACCUCGUAUGCGGGAGACUCCUUUCGAGGAAGAUAUUCAGCUCCCCCGUAGCUACAUGGAGAAUAAAGCAUUUUCUAUGGAUGAACAUAAUGCAGCCAUGAGAGCAGGAGGAUUCCGCAAUGGGAGUUUGGGAAGCAGGCCCAGCGCUCCAUUCCGAAGCAACGUGUACCAGCCUACUGAGAUGGCAGUUGUGCUUAAUGGCGGGACAAUCCCAACUGCUCCACCAAGUUACACUGGAAGACAUCUGUGGUGAAAAGCAUAUAGAUCGCAGGGAGUCCCUGAUACUGUUUAUUCCCUAUGGUCUUUGUGAGGGAGGAGUAAGGUAACAGAGCGCAGCCGCACAGCAUCCGAGAGUUCUGCUAAUCCUACCUAAUAGGGCUUAUCUAAAUGUCAACAGCUGGGAACUCUUGAAAUAAAUACUAAAGACGGAUUUUGUCACAGUGAACCUGGAGUUGGUUCGCACAUCCAACAAGUCUCAAUUCUAAUCGAGCAUCAACCAAUUUAAGAUGCCCUUAACAUGUAAAUGUGGCGGAGAAUCCCUGCUGCCCUGUUCCGACUACAGAGACACUUGCUGAAACUCUAUCCCUGCUCCGUUUAGAACUGGAAGAAGCAAUGCGGGCCGGGAACCAAAGUGCUGUGCCGACUCAUUCAUUGCUGAACUGUCCGUCAUGGCUAAAAAAAAGAGAAGCCCCGCCCACUCAUACCGAUUUUGAACAUUGCAAAAUCAUCGAUAGAAUUCGAUUUACGUAUGUAAAGCGAUAGAAGCCUUAAGGUUGAAUAUUGUAUGUAAAGUUGCAACAUUGAAAAAUAAUACAAGGUUCUGUUCUGGAAUAGUGGGCUGUAACAUUCACUGAUAUCAAUGCAAAGUUUCCAUACAUUCAGGUAUGUGAGUUUUCCUUUGCACGGAUCCAGUGUCGGACUGGGACACCAGGGGCCCACCCAAAAACCUUAGACAGGGGGCCCACCAAAAGCCCUUAGAUCAGGGGCCCAGUCAGUACUAUUAUAAUUCCUCUUCUCACUUAACCUCUAUUCUCCUAGUCUCUUUUCUUUACAUACUAUAAUCUUAUCUUAAUAUUAUUCAGUCUAUUUAGUCUCUUUGUUCUCAUAGAAAAAGGUAAUGACCAUAAAAUAUGCCAAAAGUUUUGAAGCAGGAGGACCCACUGACACCUAGGCCCUGUGGGCCAGUCCGACACUGCACGGAUCUAUAGAGUGGAUGCUAAUGAGCAGCACGUAGCUAAAGCUGGCCAUAGAUUUACCUUCAUAUCGGACGAACAAUCAUUUUGGUGCCAUCUCCCGACCUACAACUAACCAUUCAGAUCAAAUAAAGUAGAAAAGAACAGAUCAGACGAUGUUCUGCCCCUGACAGCAAUCGUACGAAAGUUAUGUCCGACAAAAGCUGGUGACAGUCUCCCACUGAAAAUCGUACGAUCGGCAAUACAUGCAGAGAUAUUAUCGGUAGCCGAAGGAGAUUUGUGCGAUCAAAUGUUUGCGUCUAUGGCCAGCUUAAGGGUCAGGCUUGCAGGCAUUGUGUUUAGCAGCACAAGCUCUGCCACUGUGGGGGAAUCUUUUACAUUGAUAUCUGUGAAUGUUCCAACAUUUCUCUUAUUAAUACUGUAUGAAUUUGCCUUAGUGUUGAAGUCAUGCUUCUGUAUAGCAUUUAGAGACUGGCUUAAAGGUAUAUGUUCACUGUACAAUUUAUCAUCAGCAGUUCUGGCCCCUUUAAGGACCACGCAGAGUUAUGGGAUGUUGCACUAGUUGUUCACUAGGAACUGCUUCCUUUGCCUAGGCUUUUUACAUUUCUCAAAGUGUGUGCAACAUUAUGCUGCUUUAAAAGGGAAGCACAUCCAAAAAUAGGUUGGGAUUGAGUGACCAGAAGUGAUUAGUCACUGUCUAGCUGUCCAUGUGCUCUCAAUAAUUCUGGCCACACCAGACUGAAUGACAUGAGUGUUUUCACCUGAACCCCAUGCUCAUUUACUUGUGGUGGCACAUGUCCUGGCAGGGGGGAAGACUAGGGGGGCGGACAGGGUGCAGUUUUUGCAUUUGAGCCAUCGGUCCUCUAGUUACUGGGGAGUGCUGAGGUAAACAGUAUAGCAGCCUCCAAUUACAAGUAUAAAACUAUACAUUGAAGGAAUGUCAGUAUUCCCAAGCUACAAUAUACUUGACUACAGUUGGAAGAAAAAGCCUAGUAUUAUGGUGGAGUCCAGCAACCCAUCCAUUGCCUUGUUCCAAUGUGAAGUGAAGGAUUCUUGAACCUGAAGUCUAUCUGCUUUCCAUAGUGGGUGGUACACAGAUUUUUCUGGAAAGCAGAAGGCCUUCAAGUCCCAGAAUGCAUCACUUUACAGUGGAACACUGCGACGGACGGGGUUCGCUUUACACUGUGAGCCUACGGGAGGAUGAGGAAAUGGGUCAGCGUUAGAGGCAGUUUAUGAUAGUUUCCUUUCAAUAUGCAAAAUCAGGUAUGUCUGGGUAAAAACAAAACUUCUAAAAUCAGAAGAGUUAUGAACUGCAAAAUUAACAAAAUGAAUGCAUCCCAGCCUGGUUGGGUAUAAUUCCUUUUAGAACGCAAUGCUCAUUAUUAAUCAUCCAUUAGGUUUACCUUUUUUCUUUAGCUUAAGAAUCAUCAGGAAAGAAUGGGGCACGGUUUGCUUGGUUAGGUCUAUGGUUUGUGCCAAAAACACUUAUUUACUAUUCUUGGUCCUAUAAGGGGAACUGUAGUUGUUUAAAGGGGUUGUUCACCUUCCAAACACUUUUUUAAGUUCAUUUGUUUUCAGAUUUUCCCCCAGAAAUAAAGCCUUUUUUCAAUUA